CCGGGCCGUGCCGGGGGAGGAGGGGGAGCAGCGCCGCCGCCGCCGCCGCCGCCGCCGCCGCGGGCGGGCCCGUCCCCCAGCGUCCCCCCCGAACACCAUAGGCGGCUCCGGCUCCAAGAUGUCCAACCGGGUGCUCUGCCGGGAGGCCAGCCACGCCGGCAGCUGGUACACGGCCUCAGGACCCCAGCUGAAUGCACAACUAGAAGGGUGGCUUUCUCAAGUACAGUCCACAAAAAGACCUGCAAGAGCCAUUAUUGCACCCCACGCAGGAUACACGUAUUGUGGAUCUUGUGCAGCCCAUGCUUACAAACAAGUGGAUCCUAAUAUCACCCGAAAAAUUUUCAUUCUUGGGCCUUCCCAUCACGUGCCCCUCUCCCGAUGUGCACUUUCCAGUGUGGACAUUUACAGGACACCUCUGUAUGAUCUCCGAAUUGACCAAAAGAUUUAUGGAGAAUUGUGGAAGACUGGAAUGUUUGAGCGUAUGUCCCUACAGACAGAUGAAGAUGAACACAGUAUUGAAAUGCAUUUGCCUUAUACUGCUAAAGCCAUGGAAAGCCAUAAGGAUGAGUUUACUAUUAUUCCUGUGUUGGUCGGAGCACUGAGUGAGUCAAAAGAGCAGGAAUUUGGAAAACUCUUCAGUAAAUACCUAGCUGAUCCUAGUAACCUCUUUGUGGUUUCUUCUGACUUUUGCCAUUGGGGUCAGAGGUUCCGUUACAGUUACUAUGAUGAAUCCCAAGGAGAAAUUUAUAGAUCCAUUGAGCACCUAGAUAAAAUGGGUAUGAGCAUUAUAGAGCAGCUAGAUCCUGUAUCUUUUAGCAAUUACUUGAAGAAAUACCAUAAUACAAUAUGUGGAAGACAUCCUAUUGGAGUGUUAUUAAAUGCUAUCAACGAGCUCCAGAAGAAUGGAAUGAAUAUGAGCUUUUCGUUUUUGAAUUACGCUCAGUCAAGCCAGUGUCGAAACUGGCAAGACAGCUCAGUGAGUUAUGCAGCUGGAGCACUUAUGGUCCACUGAACCACUGAAUGCUCAGGGAUGGCACCUGCACACACUCUGUAUACGGGGUCCCAGCCUAGCCCUUACAAAGAUACAGUCCCUGGUCUUUGGGUAUACUGAAACCUCAAACUAAUAGAACUCUGUUCUUUUCUAGUAGGUGUAGUCCUUCCUUAGUUUCAACUCAUUUAAAAAUGCUUUCUUGUUUAGGACAAUGGAAGGAAGGCUGGUAUAAGAACUUUUUGUGCUUUUUUUUUUUGCCUUUUUUUUUCUUUUUUGUUUUUUGGGGAAGAGAUAAUGGCUGUGAAGGCAUGGUGGUAGACUGUCCUUACAAAUACAACAUAUAAAGCAUUUACCAUAUCCUAAAUUUGCACUCUUUGCAGACCUGUGCACAUAUACUCUGCUUUCAGAAUAGUUUUGCAAGUUGUAAACGGAAAAAGGGGGUGGAAGCUUUUUAAUAAAAGAAAAAAAAAAAGGAAAACAACGCAUUUAUAAAUUAUCCUGUAUUAGAAUAUAAUAAAACUCCAGUAUAGUCAGUUACUACCCGUGAUGUACAACAGAUAUCUUCUAUUUUAGUUGCUAAUAAAGGGCUACACAAACCAAAA
Pseudopipra pipra is the source of this 1593-nucleotide messenger RNA. It is a transcript of the gene MEMO1, whose product is annotated as mediator of cell motility 1. The record is from RefSeq and is a predicted model, not a curated record. Bases 119 to 1012 code for a protein of 297 amino acids. Lineage: Eukaryota; Metazoa; Chordata; Aves; Passeriformes; Pipridae. The transcript is spliced from 9 exons.